AUGUCCACCAUCCUGCGUCUCGCCUCGUUCCUCCUCUUGGCCUUGACGGCCCUUGGCAGCGUCAAGUGCGACACGACCGUAGCCCUGAUCCCGACGCUGGGAUGGGUGCGUUUCAAGGUCUCGUCGAGCAGCGCACAGCUGUGCAUCCAAGGCUGGCCCUGGAUGCUGGGAAGGGUGGGUAGCGUCGAGGUGCACAACAUCCAGUGCACCGACUCGACGCAGCCGGGCACCUUUACCUGCGUCCCGCAGCCGCAACAGAGCUGCACCUCGAUCGAGGGGUGCGUGCUGCCCGCCAAAGCGGCGCCAGAGGCGUGCUACACCUUGACCGUCCGCGAUCCCGCCGUCUUCAAGGGCGUCAAGAGCAUGUUUGCAACGCGGUCGCGCGACUUCGGCGCUUUGGUGCCGGGCGUCUCCGGGCAGCCAAACACGCUCCACCCCUUUGGCGUCUUCGCUCCCGACAUGUGA
Messenger RNA from Pseudozyma flocculosa PF-1, 465 nucleotides. RefSeq lists its product as uncharacterized. Lineage: Eukaryota; Fungi; Basidiomycota; Ustilaginomycetes; Ustilaginales; Ustilaginaceae. The coding region runs from base 1 to 465 and encodes 154 amino acids. The transcript is spliced from 2 exons. The record is from RefSeq and is a predicted model, not a curated record.